Messenger RNA from Leucoraja erinaceus (little skate), 8886 nucleotides. RefSeq names its product inactive phospholipase D5-like. The coding region runs from base 119 to 1711 and encodes 530 amino acids. Gene Ontology annotation, molecular function: catalytic activity. The record is from RefSeq and is a predicted model, not a curated record. The transcript has 10 exons. NCBI's taxonomy places the organism in Eukaryota, Metazoa, Chordata, Chondrichthyes, Rajiformes, Rajidae.
CAGAGUGCCAGUGGCACCUGAGUUGUCUGCUGAGCCCCGGCACCUCUCCUCUCGCCUUUCUCACCACCCCCCCCCCCCCCCCCCCCCCCUUUUUUUUCCAGGGGUGUGGAGCUCGGAAAUGACCGACUGGAACAAAAAUAUGGAAGUUAAACACGACCGCCUGCCGGAGGAGCCUUACGAUCAGCUGAAACUGAAAACCGGAGCCAAGGAAGCUACCCCGAGCCCUCCCCGGGCGGCGAGCAACUUGUACAGCGCUGCCAAGAAGAAGGAUUACACUGUGUCCGUCUACCUCGAUAAUAACAAGUCGAAAAGCGAGCAUUCACAACAGAAGUGCAUCGUAGGCUUUGCCCUGGUGUGCUGUUUUGCCAUUUCUGUUGCACUGAUAUUUUCAGCUGUGGAUAUUCCAGGUAGGAGCAGCAGCGCAGAAGACAUUACAGAGGACAACUGCAAUAGGAAUUGCCGAGUCCAUCUUGUGGAAAACAUUCCAGAUGGCCUGGACGACAUUGACAAUGCUACUAGGCGGAUCCCAUUGUUUCAAGGAUGGAUAGAUUUGCUGGAUGCUGCUUUGUACAGUGUUGACAUUGUCUCUUCCAAUUGGGCUCUGAGGAAUGGGAAACUGGACCACAACCAUUCCUUGUCCCAUAGGGGUGAAAAGAUAUUUGAGAAGCUACUUCAGCUGCAGUCUCGUAACAUUGCGCUGCGAGUCCCAGUCAAUAAAUUCCAGUAUGGGUCCCAGGACACAAAAGAACUGAAAGCCAAUGGUGCUUUUGUGAAAUACAUCAAUAUGGCUCCCAUUAUCAGCGGAAAGCUUCAUUCGUCUUUCUGGGUGGUGGACAGAAAGCACAUUUACAUUGGCAGUGCGCACAUGGACUGGCGCUCUCUAACUCAGAUGAAGGAGCUGGGAAUUAUUGUGUACAAUUGUAGCUGCCUGGCUCUGGAUCUGCAAAGAGUCUUCUCAGUGUACUGGCAGCUGGAGUACCGAGACUCAGUGCCUGAAAUCUGGUCGAAGAAACUGUUUGCCAUCUCCAGUGAACAUUCGCCUCUCAAGUUACAGCUGAACGAGGUUGAAGCUGAGGUCUACCUGGCCACCUCUCCGGCCCUUCUGUGCCCCAAUGGCCGUACCAGGGACAUCGAUGCUGUUCUCAGGGUUAUUGCCAGUGCCAGGAGAUUUAUACACGUAGCUGUCAUGAAUUUUCUGCCUCUUAUCAACAACACCAAUGUCCAGAGGUACUGGCCUCUGAUAGAAAACGGGUUGCGGGAAGCUCUCUUUCUGCGGAAUGUGAAGGUGCGACUGUUGGUCAGCUGCUGGAAGGAAACGUAUGCGCCAAUGCUCAAUUUUCUGUGGUCUCUCAAAAUGUUCUGCAUUAAACCCAUCAACUGCAGCUUUGACGUGAAAUAUUUUGUUAUUCCGACUUCAGAAGGAGAAGAGGACAUGUUUUCUAGUGUAAAUCGCAACAAGUACAUGGUGACGGAUAAAGCAGUGUAUAUCAGUUCCUCUGACUGGGUUGGGGAUGACUAUGUGGAAAACACAGGGGUGAGCCUGGUCAUUGAACACAAACGGAGCAGAUGGCUAAAGGACACGGCAUCAGUUCACCAGGAACUACAAGCAGUGUUUGAGAGAGACUGGAAUUCCAAAUAUGCCCGAAGCUUAGAAAUAAAUACCUUUUUAGAGUGCUUGAACCAUAGAAAAUUUCGACGCAACACACCUUAAUUUAGCCUGGAGAAAAUAAAGCCUGUUUACGUGAAGUAGGGGCAGUAGAGUAGCAGGUGUACAGGAGAUAGACGGGGGGGAAAUAGUACAGGAUUUUGUGACUUAAGAAUUGGGUUCAGUCGAAGCAUUUUAUCAAAUCUACUAAAUUACAUGAAGCAACUAAGGACAAUGAUAAUUCAGCAGGCUUCGAAUUUUGAUGGUUCCACACUCACAUUUCCUGGAUAUAAUUCCUAUUAAUACUCUAACAUGCUUUUAAGUAACUUUGUUAGGUGCAACACAGUAUUGAAUAAAUAUUCUAGUGAUCACUGUAAGUUUAAAGGGUGCCAGGAACUGUUGCCCCAUGAGCUUCAGGAGACCUCCACCUGUGAAGGAAACUUCACCUGUGAGCCUGAUGCCAAAUUAUCGGGAUUUCUGAAUAGUUGGAUAGUGGAUUAUCGGAGCUUUACUGUAAUGAUAUAAAAGUAGAUUUUCCAUGGUCGUACAAUAGUCCCAAUAACCUCUCCAUGUAUCCAGAGGGCAGUGACUUAUCUGCAUGGGUUAGAAAUUGUAUACAUUUAGAGAGUUGAAACUUUAUUGAACAAUUGACAUAAGGCAUUGUGGUUUUUAUAACUGAGCACUUGUUUUCAUCAGAUUUAAAUGGUGUAAUUAACAUUACACAGCACUAUUACUAAAGAUCCUAUAGCAAGCAAGAUAGACCGCUCCUGCUAAAUGCAAUAGGCUGACGUGUAGUACGCAACGGGGCGGAACGUGGUCCUUUUUUUCCACCAUAAAAGUAACCCAACCCGACUCGCAGUGUAAUCAAUGUUGCGGGGGAACAGUUUGUGUUAAUAAAUUAUAAUUCUGAAAAUGAGGAGAACAUUUUUCCCAAAUAACUUUUAUUUAUACGAGGAUAUUUCCGUAACUGGCUUCCGUCUCCGCACUGGUAUCCUAUGGGAUCUUUGGUGUGGAGACGGAAGCCGGUUACGGAAAUGGGGCCGAAAAUUACCCAUGAAUCUGCCCAUGACCGUACUACGUCUUUUUCGUCGAAUGAUCUAUCUUGCUUGCUGUAGGAUCUUUGCUAUUACAACCCAAAUGGAGCUGAUUUAAAGCUCUCUGGAUUUAAUUUAUUUGUGAAUUGUCUCUCUGUGUAGACAGAUACCCAUCUACUUUUUUUCUCUCUGUUUUCGAUACUGACAUGUCUGGUUGUGAUGUAAUAUUUGCAGCUGAUACUCCUGCACUGGGCUGGCUAUGAAGUAGAAUAAUAAUGUCCCAAAUACUAGGCAUCAUUACAGGUUAAAACUUCCAGUUACACCCCAAGCUAAACAUCACUUCAGUAAAAUACCUCCAAAUAGUAUAGCAGCCCAACACAACAUCAACCCAUUUCAUAAUGCAUUCAAGCUUCACCCUUCUAUUAAGCACAAGAGAUAUGAAGAUUAUUCUGCAACUCUACCCACUCCUCACAGCAGAAAGGACAGCUCCCAGUAUUUAGAUCUAAGAUCUAAGAUCUAAAUCCUCCAUCUGCCCCAAACUCUCCCCACCCCCACCACUCUCUGCCGAAUGGUGUCCAUGCAGUUGGCACAUAUCACCAAUCCCUGCUUCCUCUUCUCCCCUGUACUUCAAUAAAGGAAAAUUAAGGCGGUGAGUAGACCGUAUUUUUCCAACAACCAGAGCACAAUUGAAAUAACAGCCAACAAUGCGGCUUUGUUGAAAUUAGGAUCCAAUUAAAUUGUGUAAAGUCUCCUUCCCUGUCAUACGUAGGUGAAUUCUGAGUUCAUGAUCAUGAUCAACUGAUGUUAUAUAAGUUGGCCCCAAGUUUCAUAUGAAUAUAGUCAAGGCUGAGAGAUGUUCAGUAGAAUCAGGCCUGAAAUUAGAGCUGAGGGCAGGUUCCGAUGAACCCUAACCUUGUUGAAUAAUAGUGGAGGCUUAAGGACCAGAGUGACCUGCUCCUGCUCCUAAUUCUGAUGAAGACACAAGAGACUUCAGAUGCUGUGGUCUGGACCAAAAGACAAACUGCUUGAGGAACUCAGCUUUUCAAGCAGCAUCUGGAAUAGUCAACAUUUAGGUUGAGAUCUUGCAUCAGGACUCGCAUUCUAUCGUUUGCCUCCACGGAUGCUGCUGGACCUUCUGAAUUCUUCCAGCAGUUUGUGUUUUGCUACUAUGGGUUGCAUUAACCCUCAUCGAAACUCCAAUGUGACUCAUGAGCCACAAUUGUGGCUGCAACCAACUGAUGAUUAGUAUUGGACAUUAUUUUUGCUGGAUGCAAACUGCAUAUGGCUUGAAUUUCUUGGUUUUUAUUAAUAGUUCUGUUUGGGGGGUUUAGUUUUUAAUAAAGUGGAAAAUCUGGGAUAUCAAAAUAAUUUUUAGCCAGAUGCAUCAAUUUUCAUUUUGAAUGGUAAAUCACUACAAAAUUACUAAUGAUAAUAACUAAUAUCAAACUCUUCAUGCCUGCCCAUGUAUUUACUAAACAUUUGGUUUUCUCACUUUGGUAAUCCCAUCACAUUGACCACCAGUAUAUUCCAUUUAAUGUGCAUAAACAAGUAUAUAUUCAUUGGCCAGUAGUCCAUACAUUAAAAGGCACAUUGUUAAAAGCAAAACGCAUGGCCGAUGUUGCAAAUUAUAUUGCCAAUAUAGAGUUAUAUUACUGUAAACAAAAAUAAAAAAUGAUAUUUUUAAGUUUGUUUUGUGGGUUGUUUUUUUGGUUAUUGUUAAAAACCAAAAGAUUCAAGCCCGUAGCAUCUAAAUAUUCAUGUGAAAAAUCAUCUUUUGAACAUUCCAUACUCUUCUGGCUCGAGUUCCAGUUUUUAAUAUUUUCGAAACAGCUAUUUAUCAGGCUGCCAUCAAGGCGGGAACAAUUGAAUCAUAGAAUUGUUAUGACGCAGAAGGUGGCCUUUGGACCUCUCACUUUUUCUGUUCCAUUCUCUGCAGCCCUGCAUAUUAUUCUCUUUCAGAUUUCAACCCAAUUCCAUUUUGAAAGCACUAAAUGACUUAUGCUUAGUGAAUUCCAUGUCAUAACUACAGAGGAGAUAAAAAAUAAAGUUUCAAUAGACAAUAGGUGCAGGAGUAGGCCAUUCGGCCCUUCGAGCCAACACCAACAUUCAUGGCUGAUCAUCCACAAUCAGUACCCUGUUCCUGCCUUCUCCCCUUAUCCCCUGACUCCGCUAUUUUUAAGAGCCCUAUCGAGCUCUCUCUUGAAAGUAUCCAUUCAUUUCUUCGACCCAUUUUCACUUCAGAUCCUGAUGAAUCUUUUGUGCAAAAUAUUCAGCAUGUGCAUCAUGAUCCACAUACCAUCUGCUUACAACAACAGGUUCUUGUAUAUACCCUGUUCUAAAUUAGUCCUGAAAAUUAGAGUGGUGCUGGCCAAUUUCCAAGAGGGGUCCUAUACUACCAAAUUGUAAAGUCAAAAUGUGUAGGAAAGAACUGCAGAUGUUGGUUUAAAUCGAAGACAAACACAAAAUGUUGGAGUAACUCAACAGGACAGGCAGCAUCGCUGGAGAGAAGGAUACAUCACAUACAGCAUAUAACCUGCCAACAUUUUCACCACCUCCAACGGGAUCCCACUACUGGCCACAUCUUCCCAUUUCCAACCUGUUCUGCUUUCAGCAGAGAACGUUCCCUCUGCAACUCCCUGGUCAACCCGUCCCUUCCCACCGCAUGGGAAGAAUCCCCACAGCAUGAUGCUGCCAUUACCAUGCUUCACUGUAAGUAUGGUAUUGGCCAGAUGAUGAGCGGUGCCUGGUUUCCUCCAGAUGUAACGCUUGGUAGAAUGGCCAGACAGAAGUCACUCCUCAGUAAAAGGCACAUGACUGCCCGCUUGGAGUUUGCCAAAAGGCACCUCAAGGACUCUCAGACCAUGAGAAACAAAAUUCUCUGGUCUGAUGAAACCAAGAUUGAACUCUUUGGCCUGAAUGCCAAGUGUCACGUCUGGAGGAAACCAUGGUGGUGGCAGCAUCAUGCUGUGGGGAUGUUUUUCAGUGGCAGGAACUGGGAGACUAGUCAGGAUUGAGGGAAAGAUGAAUGGAGCAAAGUACAGAGAGAUCCUAGAUGAAAAUCUGCUCCAGAGUGUUCUGGACCUCAGACUGGGGCGGCGGUUCAACUUCCAACAGGACAACGACGCUAAGCACACAGCCAAGACAACGCAGGAGUGGCUUCAUGACAAGUCUGUGAAUGUCCUCGAUCGGCCCAGCCAGAGCCCGGACUUGAACUCGAUCGAACAUCUCUGGAGGGACCUGAAAAUAGCUGUGCAUCGACACUCCCCAUCCAACCUGGCAGAGAUUGAGAGGAUCUGCACAGAAUGGGAAAAUUACCCAAAUACAGGUGUGCCAAGCUUGUAGCGUCAUACCCAAGAAGACUUGAGGCUGUAGCCGCUGCCAAAGGUGCCUCAACAAUGUACUGAGUAAAGGGUAUGAAUACUUAUGUAAAUGUGACAUUUAAAGUUGAAAAAAAGUUAUUUCUUUUUAAUUAACUAAACACCUGUUUUUGCUUUUUUAUUGUGGGGUAUUGUGUGUAGAUCGAUGAUAAAAAAAUGAUUUUAAUCAAUUUUAGAAUAAGGCUGUGACAUAACAAAAUGUGGUAAAAAUGAAGGGAUCUGAAUACUUUCUGAAUGCACUGUAUAUGCUUGAAGAAUAUUGGAGGAAGCCACUUUUACUUUACUAUAGUAGAUACUGUUAUAAGCAUAAAGGCUUAUGCUUAUAACAGUAAGACCUGUAAGUUUGCUUGAAAGAAGACAGGUUGAGGCCAGCAUAGAACAGCCAUAAUCGUUCUGAAUGGUGACGUAGGCUCGAGGGGCUUGUUUGCCUUCUCCCUCCAUCGUGUCCUUCUAGACGGAGCACCAGAUGGUGGUGGUGGAAGUGGCGAGGGCUUUCUCCAGCAGUGUUCUUCUCCUAGCAAAUUGCUUGCAGCACGUUCUUGUCACAAAGAGCACCCUGUUUCUUCUAAACUAAUGGAAAACCUUUCAAUCUUUGGCCUUUACACUCCAGAACUCAGGUUACCCGAACCUCAGUAGUCAUGCUUGCCAUUUGCAUGUGCUCAGAGGCAGAGGUCCAAGCUAUUGUUAGCUUGUUAACAGAGGCACACGAGAGGAUUAUGUUAUAAUGAAUAUCUCACAACAAAGGCCUUUUACCAACUGCCCCCACUGCCCUGGAACAUUAAAAGUCGUGGCAAAGCCCUGGCAAUGUGAACAACUUCCCCAGCCUUGGGAACAACUUCUUGGUGAAUGUGAACAUCGGUGAUCACACAUUUAAAGGACAUGUGGAUUGCAUUGGUUAAUUAGCCCCUGUGAAUUGCCCCUAGUGUGGGGAUGUGUGAGAUGAUGGUGGGCUAGAAUGUGGGGGAGAUGACGAAAAAUGGGGUGAAUUAAAACAAGGUUUAGCGUAAAUAGCUGUCGGUAGUUCUGCUAUCACAUGAUAGUUACGUUCUAUCUAGAUUUAAACAAGUUUUCCUGAUCACAAUUGCACUGUAAUUUAUAUGGCCCACAUAAUGCAAACAGUGUUCCCUAAUCCAUCAAUCACAUCAUUGUGGAAACACACAUUGUAGCAGGAUUUCCUGUACUCAAUGGUUGGCAUGUACUCAGUGGGUUCACGGGCUUCUUUUGUGCAGCAUACUUUAUGGCAGACCAUUGCCACCAUGCUGUGAUUCACAGAACUACAUGUACACACAACCCAGGGGAAAAGCUGGUGGGGAGAACAUCUGAGGUUCUCUCUGUUGUGUCAGUAAACAGAAAGAAACUCUGUUUACCCCUAUUUUCCUUUUCAGAACGUUGCCAUUCAUGCCUCUUAAACUAAAUCCCUUGGACAAUUGCUAAAGCAUUAAACUGGGUUUUUUAUUAUUGUUUUGAAUAUUUAAAGAUGAGCACUGGUAUUUUUUUCAUACUAUUUCAUUUUGAUAUUUGGAGGGAACAGCGAUGUUUUGGAAAAGAACAACGUAAUUAACAAAGAAGUCAUACCCAUAUAUAUAUGAAGGUACACAAAAAUGCUAGAGAAACUCAGCGGGUGCAGCAGCAUCUAUGGAGCGAAGGAAAUAGGUGACGUUCGCUUCCUUCGCUCCAUAGAUGCUGCUGCACCCGCUGAGUUUCUCCAGCAUUUUUGUGUACCUUCGAUAUUCCAGCAUCUGCAGUUCCUUCUUGAACCCCAUAUAUAUGAAAACAGCUUUGGUUUAUUGUCAUGUACAGCAAAAAGCUUUUGUUGCAUGCUAACCAGUCAGAGUAAAGACAAUACAUGGUUAACAUCGAGCCAUUCACAGUGUACAGAUGCAUGAUAAGGGAAGAUAAAGGCAGUAAAGUCCGAUCAAAGAUAGCCGAGGGUCACCAAUGAGGUACAUAGUAGUUCAGGGCCACUCUCUAGUUGCAUUAGGAUGGUUCAGUUGCCUGAUAACAGCUGCGCAGAAACUGUCCCUGAAUCUGGAGGUGUGUGUUUUCACACUUCUAUACCUUUUGCCCGGUGGGAGAGGGGAGAAGAGGGAGUGGCCAGAGUGCGACUCAUCCUUGAUUAUGCUGGUGGCCUUGCCGAGGCAGAGUGAGAUGUAACUGACAUCAAUGGAAGGGAGGUUGGUUUGUGCGAUGGUCUGGGCAACGUCCACAAUUCACUGCAAUUUCUUGCAGUUUUGGGUGGAGCGGUUCCCAAACCAAGCCGUGAUGCAUCCUGAUAAAAUACUUUAUGUCUGAAAUAUUAUGCACAGAAUCUACACAUAUUUGGACAAUUGAAAAAUGCUCUUAGAUUCAUUGAGUUAUACAACAAUGAAACCGGCUUUCCACCUAAAUUGUCCAUGCUGACCAAGUACCUGUCCACACAAAUUAUAUUUCCAUAUCCCUCUGAACCUUUCCAAACCAUUCUGUGGCCUGCGAGCUCCCGACGAUGCUUGCCUUCAUCUGAUGAGGCAUUGAGUAGAGAAGUUGGUACGUUAUGUUACAUUUGUGCAAAUCAUUGGUUACGCUAAACAUUGUGUGCAGUUCUGGUCGCCACACAAUAAGAAUGAAGUGAUUAAGCUAGCGAGGGUGCAGAAACGAUUCACGGGAAUCUUGUCUGGACUGGAGGGCUUCAGAUACUAAUAGACAAUAGGUGCAGAAGUAGGCCAUUCGGCCCUUCGACCCAGCACCCCCAUUCAAUGUGAUCAUGGCUGAUUAUCCCCAAUCAGUAUCCCAUUCCUGCCUUUUGUCCUGUUUUAGUUAUUUUUUGGUUUAUUAGGUUGUGUAUGUGUGUGGG